GUUACUGUGAACAAGGAGAGUGAUGUCUCUGCUGUAGAGGAGGAACCUGCGACCCAAGCUGAGGCACGAGCUCGGGAUGCUGUUAAGAGGGGUCGACUGCGUGUUAGGAAGGACGGUACAAUGUAUGUGAGGGGUACGGGUGGCCUUGGUAAGAAUCAGCACAUGACCUUUGACGAGAGUGGUGACGAAGGGUCGGAUAAUGAGGAGGAUGAAGAUGCUGAUGAGGAGAGUGCUGCUGCUGCUAAGCAGGCCUUCAUAGAGUCGAUGAGGCAGAAGGUGGAGGAGAGGGAGGAGGAGGAUAAGAGGUUGAUGAAGGAGAAGGUACGGGAGAAGCAUCGUAAGAUCAAGGAGAAACUACGUCGGAAGAAGGGUGAUGAUGCUGAUGAGGAGGAUGAGGACAUGGGAGCUGUACUAGCAAGUCCAGAUGACCAUGAUGAGAAUGGAGAAGAUGAAGGGUCAUCAUUGGAGCCCUCACCUAAGCGACAACGAGGGGAGGUGGCUGAUCUCGAGGAGGAGGCUUUGAAG
Messenger RNA from Perkinsus marinus ATCC 50983, 525 nucleotides. RefSeq names its product Anti-silencing protein, putative. The record is from RefSeq and is a predicted model, not a curated record. The transcript has 4 exons. NCBI's taxonomy places the organism in Eukaryota, Perkinsozoa, Perkinsida, Perkinsidae. The annotation marks the transcript as partial.